Molecule: messenger RNA, 2046 nt
Organism: Trichomonas vaginalis G3
Lineage: Eukaryota; Parabasalia; Trichomonadida; Trichomonadidae
Exons: 1
Coding region: 1-2046 (681 amino acids)
Source: RefSeq, a predicted model, not a curated record
AUGACAAAGUAUGUUGAUCCAAAUUUUUUGCCUUCUCUACUUGACACAGCCCUGAACGAAACAAAGGAAUGCGGGUAUUUGUAUGCCUUAAAAAUGCAGCAAAUUCAAGAAAUAUAUAAAGAAAACUCUGAUUUGGAUCAUCAAAUCGAGCAAAUUUCAAUGAAAAUUCAAAAUGAAAAAGGUUUCAUGGAUAACUCAGAGUCUAUUAUUCAAAACCUUCAAAAGGAGUGCGAAAAUCUUCAAAAAGAAAAUGAUGAUAAAAAAGAAGAGUUAUUCAAAUCUAUUAUGGAUAAUUGCACCUACGAAACAUAUCAAGGAGAGUAUCCAUUCAAAUAUUUAAAUGGAGUUGAAGGUGCAACUCCAUUAGUUUUCGGAAAUAUUUUGAAAUCAUUUUUACUUGCUCAAAAGACAAAACUAUUUCGACUCUAUGAUACACAUAGAAAACUAACGCAGAACGUAUUUUGUUUAGUCGAUGAAGAUCCUGAAAAUUACAAAAUUUCAGAAAACUUAGACUUUCCACAGAAUUUGAGAUAUUCAGUCACUAAUAAAUUCGAAGAUGCUAUAAGCCAAAGUGAAAUACCCGAUUACAUUCCUGAAAGCAACUAUUCAAAAUCAAUAAUUUCUCAGAUUGACAUUCCACAAAUGAAUCAAAGCAAUAAUGGGGUUGAAUUUGAAGUUAUUAACAUGUUUAAUACAGAUUCAAAGCGAAACUACCUUGUAGAUACUUAUAUUCAUAAAUUACGAGAUAGAUCACAAAAAUCCCAUGAAAAAGUCUUAUCUCUUUUGAACGAUAUCGAAAAACUACCUGUUCCUGAUGUUGACUACAGCAAUCCUACCUUAAAAUCCCCAUCUUUUACUCAUGAUACAGCAAAUACCAUAAAAGAUGCACAAAAUGCAAUAAACAGGUUCGCAACUGUCAUUAGUAUGGGCCAUAUAUCUCAGAUAGAGACAGAGAACGCAAUCCACGAGCAAUUAACUGAUUUAGUUGACUCAAUCAAAUCUGCCAAUAAAAAUCUGUCGAAUUUCUUCCACCAAGGUAAAAUUCAGCCCAUCAAUACUAAUAAUGAGCAGAAGGAGACAUCAGUACACGUAAUUCCGCCUUCACAAGUCGAGAAAACUUUUGAUUUGGCAGAAUCUGCUGAUGAAGUCCUCAGAGAAGUCUCCACGCAGCAAAACUUGAUGAUAGAGAACAUGGUAUCAAUACAAAACCAGCUCAGAGAGAACGAAGUCCGUGCAAAAUCGACUCCGAUUUCAUCUUCAAGUUCUAUAGACAUUUCGGACAUUAUUAAGUUGCAGGAUGAAAUAGUUCAGAAGCAGAAUGAAGAAUUUAACGAAAUUUCCGAAAUUUUCGAGUUAUUGCCACAAAAUAUCAAAGAUUCAUUAAAAAAUAUUCCGUUUCCUGGAAAAGAGUCAUUGGAAAAUAAUUCUGAACCAAAUUUGGACCUAGAUUUUGAGAUUCCGAAGCUGACUCCGAAAUAUAAACCAAAACAAAGCUCAAACAGCGAUCUUUUGGCUACUGUUCGCUCCAGAAAGUACUUGUAUUACAGCAGACCAGAGGAUUUGCAGAUCCAACAAAGAGUUGUCGAAGAAGAAAAUAAAAUCCAAAAAAUUUACGACGAUUGGCUGGCCAAGAACUUUACAUAUGAUGAGGCCAAGGACCCAAUAGCAAUUGCAGCCGAACUAAAUGGCCUUAAAGAGCAAUUACAACAAAAAGAAGAAUUAUUAUCAAAGAGGAAGCAACAGAACGCGAUAAAUGAGGACAAAAACAAAACUAAUGUUCCUAAACGUGAGCAAUUGCAAAAAUCUAUUGGCGAUUUGCAAAAAGAAAUCAAUGUUUACGAAAAAGGCCUCAAAACAGCAGAUGAUAAAUCUGCAAAGUUCAGAGACUUGAUACGUGAAAUGACCAAGAAAAUUUCGGAGACAAAACUCAAAAUUGAUAAAAAAGAAAAGGCACAAAAAGUUAUUAAUGAGCUAACCAAUAAAAUUAACUCCAUUGAUGACUACAUCAAAGAACAGAAACAAAAAAUUAAAGAAGGAGCAAAUUAA